Kockovaella imperatae is the source of this 1800-nucleotide messenger RNA. Its product is annotated as fungal-specific transcription factor domain-domain-containing protein. The transcript is spliced from 6 exons. The record is from RefSeq and is a predicted model, not a curated record. Gene Ontology annotation, molecular function: DNA binding; zinc ion binding. Gene Ontology annotation, biological process: DNA-templated transcription. Lineage: Eukaryota; Fungi; Basidiomycota; Tremellomycetes; Tremellales; Cuniculitremaceae. Bases 1 to 1800 code for a protein of 599 amino acids.
AUGUCAGCUCGGUAUGUGAGACGGUCAUCCGGCGUAGGACACGGUAUACACAAGAAGCCACCCCAGCCAACGGGUUCGGAGCCAUCGCCAUCUAGCGUCCGAAGGACCACAGAGCCUGGCAGCUCUACCCGAGGCGAGCGAUAUCCUUCACGUCAGCCCUCGGAAGAACAUACGCUUGCCAACGUGCCUUACAUCGGCGACAAUCGAGGCGCUCGACCUUACGUCUAUGACUUGACCCACUCGGAGCCCUCUCAUCCGACUGCCCCGGUUCGACACUCAAACUGGACGCCGAUCCAGUUCGAGCAAUUGAAGUACAUCAAAGCGUUUGAACCGCUCGAUGAGAACCUGUCGACGGGUCUGCUCAAAUGCUACAUCUCAAACAUCCACUAUUCACUCCCAAUCCUGGAUCUGUCAGCCGUCCUCAAGUCCCAGGUUCCAUACUCAGAAUCAUGGUUGCUUUACUGGUCGGUCAUGUUGGCGGCCGCGAAUUUCGCUGGACCACACUUGCUCCAAUCUGCAGGCGUCGAGUCACGUAAAGAGCUGAAAAAGGAGAUUUACCGUCGUUGCAAGUCCCUGUAUGAUUUUGAUGUAGGCACAAAUAAGAUCACCCUCAUCCAAUCCGUCAUCCUCAUGUCUUUCUGGUAUACUGAUGCUCAAGAUCAUACGGGAGCUUGGCAUUGGAUAGGCGUCGGCAUUUCGCUGGCUCAGACGCUCGGCUUGCAUCGGAAUCACAAGGGAAUGGCCAAUCUGACUUCUCGAGAGAUGUGCAUCCGACGGAGACUCUGGUUUUCACUCAUCAUCCGUGAUCGAUGGCUGUCCUUGGCUAGAGGGCUCCCAUUAAGAAUCAACGACGAAGACUGCGAUGCGAUCAUGCCUAACAUACGGGAUGUCCUCGAGGAUGGCGAUGAUGUGGACCCCGUCGAGAGAAUGAGAUUUCUCCCUGGAGAUACCGAAGCCCUCGCCGAGCUUUGGAUCUUGUUCGCCGAAGCCAGUGUCGUCCUGGGUCAAGUGCUGCGAGUUCAUUACGGCAUCUUUGCGGAGCGUGAACCUUUCGCUGCAUUGGACAGCUUUGAAAAGCACGCCUUUGCAAUGGAUGCCUGUCGACCGGGCAGGGUGGAUAAGAGACGUCUGCAACGUGGCAAUUUGAUCCAGUACUAUCAAUCCGAGCUUUACUGGCACGGCGUCAAUGUGGUCCUCAGUCGUCCCUACGUCCUUGGGUCUUCGUUUCAGAAUCCCGCCGUCGCCAACUUACCGAUCGUCCAGACGGCUCUGGCUCGGGCUCGGGAUUCCAGCCGAGAGACUAACAGCGUCCUAGAGAGCAUCAUGGAUCUGGAAGAUGGGGUCCAUCUGCUCAAACCCAUGAUCAUCACGGCCUUGAUCCCGUCGAUGCAGAUGCACCUGUACGAAUGUCGUGGGCAAUCUUCCACACGGACAAUGGUCGGCCACAAUCGGCUCAAUUUUUGCCUGUCGGUGCUUAAGCUCUUACGACGGACGUACUGGAGCGCAAAUGUCACUUUACAGCUAUUUGAACAUGCUCUUAGAACUCUCCAGACCGAGUCGCUGUUCCAUCAGAAAGCAAGUGCAGCAUCGACGCAAGAUGUGUCGGGAGGACAAAACGUCGAGUAUGCCUCGCAGUUCGUUGAUCCGACAUUCUAUCCGCCAUCCAUUUGGAACACGACCGGGUUGGUGAACGACACUGGCUUCCCAGAGAUUGAGCAAUUGUUCAAUGCCAAUUUCGCAUUGCCUGACAACGCAGUGACCUGGCCUCAGGAUUGGUCCACCUGGGGUACAGCGGUAUAG